This is a messenger RNA of Macroventuria anomochaeta, 2085 nucleotides long. Its product is annotated as MATE efflux family protein. The record is from RefSeq and is a predicted model, not a curated record. Lineage: Eukaryota; Fungi; Ascomycota; Dothideomycetes; Pleosporales; Didymellaceae. The transcript has 2 exons. Gene Ontology annotation, molecular function: antiporter activity; xenobiotic transmembrane transporter activity. The coding region runs from base 192 to 1934 and encodes 580 amino acids. Gene Ontology annotation, cellular component: membrane. Gene Ontology annotation, biological process: xenobiotic detoxification by transmembrane export across the plasma membrane.
CUGUUCGCAAGCGGCCGGUCCACAUCCGGAGAUGAAGGGUUCCCAUCCACAAUUGCUUGCACAAGCCCAUCCUUCUACUGGACCCUCAGCCUUCUUCGGGGAAAACAACAACAGCUCCAGCAGCGGGCGGAGAAAUGGGCGUUCGCUAACCCACCACGCUUUACUGCAAGUUUCUUAGUUGUGCUGUCGCUAUGCGCCGAGGUGCGGGACAAGGCCCACCACAAGAGGCUGGAGCCCAACGAUCACCACCAUCACCACCAUCACCAGAUUCGUGUGUCGCCUCCGACGUCGAGGCUGAUCUCAAACACGAAGCCUUCUACAAUGAAUAUUACACCGACAUCUCCAGUCUAGCACUCAACUUUGUGCCUUGUCCGUUUGUGUCCAGCUGUCCCAGCAUUGGCAAGUCGAAGAAGAAGAAGAAGAAGCGAAACAUGGAUGCGAGUACGGGACCCAGGCGGUUUUCGACCAGCGGUGAGGAAAGAGUUGGAUUGUUGUCCGAGGCCAGGAAGUUGAGUCAGCAGUAUGGCACGCUGCCAGAUGCGAGUGAGCUGGAGAGACGGGUGAGCCCGAAUGGGACGGUCGAGUUGCAUACGACUGCGGGCGCGGAGGCGAGGAUCUUGUUCAAGAGCAGUAUACCGUUGAUUCUCACGUAUCUGCUGCAGUACAACUUCAGCCUGGUGACUAUCUUUGUGGUGGGACAUAUCGGGACAGAUGAGUUGGGCGCUGUGAGCUUAGCCAGCAUGACGGCGAAUAUCACGGGGCUGGCGGUAUACGAAGGGCUGGCGACGAGUUUGGAUACGCUGUGUGCGCAAGCGUAUGGAAGUGGGAAGAAGACGUUGGUUGGUCUCCAUUUGCAGCGCAUGUGCCUGUUCAUGCUGCUGGUGACCAUCCCCAUCGGAGCCCUCUGGUUGACCUCGGGAUGGAUCCUCGCAGCUCUGGUUCCGGAGAAAGAGCUUGCUCAUCUCGCUGGGAGGUACCUAUCGCUCCUCCUCGCAGGCGCCCCAGGCUACGCCAUCUUCGAAGCCGGCAAACGCUUCACGCAAGCCCAAGGCCUCUUCAACGCCUCCCUCUUCGUCCUCCUCAUCGCAGCACCCAUCAACAUCAUCCUCAACUACAUCUUCGUCUUCGUCUUAAACUGGGACCUGACCGGCGCAGCCCUUGCAACGGUCGUAUCCAACAACCUCCUCCCCCUCCUACUCUGGAUCUACGUCUACUUCAUCAACCCCUCCUCUCUCGAAUGCUGGGGCGGCUUUUCAAAAUCCGCCUUCACGCAUUGGUCCCCGAUGGCCAAGCUUGCCAUACCCGGCAUCAUCAUGGUCGAAACCGAAUGGCUCGCCUUCGACAUCCUUACCUUCUCCUCCUCCUACCUCUCUACCGCCCACCUAGCUGCCCAAAGCAUCGUCAUGACCAUGGCAGUCGCAAUCUACCACGUGCCCUUCUCCGUCGGCGUCGCCGUCUCCACCCGGCUGGGCAACCUGAUCGGCGCCGGCAGUCUAAAAGCCGCACGCAUAGCUACCAAAUGCUAUAUCCUUACCUUCCUCGCCAUCGGCCUCGCUGACUUCGUCGUCCUGGCUGCCUGCAAAAACAUCCUACCAAAGGCGUUCACAACAGACCCCGUGGUCCAGGGUAUUGUCAGCACCGUCUUGCCGCUGCUGGCCGUCUUCCAGUUAUGCGACUCCACCACCGCGCUUGUCAAUGCGCUACUGCGUGGCUUGGGUAAGCAGGCGAUUGGCGGCUGGUGCAAUUUGUUCGUGUAUUAUGCCAUCGCGGUGCCGUUGGCGCUGGGGUUGUGCUUUGAGGCCGAUUGGAAGUUGUUGGGUCUUUGGACGGGUUGUGCGGUCGGGAGUAGUUGUAUUAGUGUUACGGAGGGGGUGUAUAUGAAGUUCUAUGAUUGGGAGAGAGCGGUUGAGGAGGCGAGAGGGAGGGAGGAGUAGGUUUGUUGUAUUAUUUUUGCGGGCAGGGCGGACACUCGCUAGAUCGGAGGGAAUAGGGGGUUAUGGAGGUAUCGGUAUUGGUAAUGUGUGUUCAGAGCGCAUAGCGUGUAAAGGUUUAUACGGAGUUGAAAGAUUAUUAGACAGUGUGUGC